Molecule: messenger RNA, 828 nt
Organism: Lizanozyma spartinae
Lineage: Eukaryota; Fungi; Ascomycota; Pichiomycetes; Serinales; Debaryomycetaceae
Gene: FGR50
Product: Fgr50p
Exons: 1
Coding region: 1-828 (275 amino acids)
Source: RefSeq, a predicted model, not a curated record
AUGCUAGAGUCUAAAUGGGCUCCCAAGGACGCGACUUCAACACCAAUUGAGUCUGGUGCUGAAGCACAACUACAAUCAAAGUGGUCAAAGCCAAUAACUGUACAUGGGAAUGAGCAACUUGUGAGCAGAUGGGCCAACAACUCAGACGAGCCAAAGAAGGAUGAGCCCAAGACAGAUGAUCAUUCAAAGGCAUCUCGUGGACAUAAUUAUGGACAUGGACAAGGACACAGACGCGGGAAGAGCAAAGACAGAGCCACAGGGUUAGAUACUCCACCGGAUAGUAGAGAAAAGAGCAACAGUAGUAAUAAGAAGCGUCAUGAUAAGAGUAACGAUAAGAAGAUGGGAUUUAAACAACAUAAAGAGGAACACACUCACCUUGAUGAGUUUGAACUGAAUCAAAAUCGCAAUGGCAGCCAAGAAGAUGGCAAUUUCAAACUUGAAUCAAGAAAUGAAGAGAAGACACAAGUUACAGAUGCAGCAAAGUCGUUUGCUGAACGUCUUGGUCUUAGUAUCUCCUCUAUACCAGCACAUGAUGAUUGGGAGGACGAAGUUGAAAGCCACAGUCAUAAUCAGGGACACCGGGGCGGGCUCAAACCUCCCAAAAGUAAUUGGAAGUCACCAGCAUCUCAGAAAGGUAAAAAUUCAAAGAGCAAAUAUGAAACACCAAAGCAGAAGAAAGAUAGAUUUACACUGGAACAACUUGUUCAAGCAAAGAAGGAAGAAGAAGCCAAAAAGGCUCAAGUGGUGGAAGAACAACGAAAGAGAAUAGAACAAUUAUGGAAUGAUGAUUCUACCAAAUCAAUGAAUUGGGCAGAUUUUGACGAUUGA